Molecule: messenger RNA, 1681 nt
Organism: Austrofundulus limnaeus
Lineage: Eukaryota; Metazoa; Chordata; Actinopteri; Cyprinodontiformes; Rivulidae
Cellular component (GO): chromocenter; nucleus
Molecular function (GO): chromatin binding
Source: RefSeq, a predicted model, not a curated record
GCAGGACUCCUGAAGCCUGAGAGGUCCGUGCGUGGCAGGCGGAGACGAGGUACCAGGUCUCAAAGGCAGUGAUCGGUGGAAGAGUCAUUCACCCAUGACGCCUCUUUAUACCCCAUCCAUCUCUCCACCCUCAUCACUACUGUUUUAGACCGUUAAAUGGAAAAAAAAAUCAACUGCACUAAAAUUAUGCUGUUGUUGUGUCAACUAUUAUUAUAGCAACCACUAUUAAAGACAAGAAAAAAAAACAUACAUAGGAGAAAGAUAUAGUCAGAUAAAUUUAUUUUUAAACAGUGAAGAAAUGAGAUUUUGUGGAUACAUUUUUCACUAGAUUUUCUCUUAGGUUAUAAAAUGAUGUCUGAACAUUGUGAUCAAAGAUCUUUCAGUUAGGUUGGUGUUAGAGUUGUGUCAAUGAAAAGCAGAGUAACAAACGAGUACUGUUUUCUUCUCAUCAGUGUGUUGCUCAUGAGUCAGGAUAAUGCCCGUUUACUUGAACGAUGCUCUCUGUUGAACGUGUGUUUGAACACGUGUUGAUUAGUGUGUCUUGUGUGUGUGUUUGUGUGUUGGACAACAGUGCUGUUUCUGAGCCCCCACUGUCUGACUGUUUGUCAAAUUUAUUUUUGUGUCGAUAAAGUAAAGGAGAACUCGUCUUUCUUUGCUGUUGUAUUUUGGAGACAGUGGUUGUUUUGAGAAGACACAUAAAAAAAGGUUUUUAGAAAGUGCUGAAAGAGAGAAUGCAGAUACGACUUUUUUUUUCUUCUUAAAAGUGUGAUGUGAACUCAAAAUGGGCCGUGUUAAGGAAACUGUCAGGCUUCUUUGGAUUUUUCCAGCAGUCACAGAAAAAAUAAUUUUGUAUCAGAUAUAACUCCUUAUUACUUUAAAAUGUAUAUUAGCAAUUUAAAAAAAAGUUUUUUUGGACAACUUUCAAUUAAUCUUAUAUGCCAGGUCCACAAAUGUUUUCUUCAAUGACUGAAUUUGUGAAGUUUGCGAUUCCACACUAUCUGGAACACCUGGUGAGAGCAGAUUGCCUCAUUUCUGCCGCCUUGUUACAUUUCACACACCCUUCUUUGUGUAACCGAUUACAUGUAGCAUUAGAGACAUUUAAAAUAAAACCCACUCUUAACUUCUCACCCUCCAACUAGAAUUUAAAGUCAAAGGGGUUGAAUUUAGAAUCUGAACAUUUGCACAAAACUUGAGUUCAUAGGAAGUACUGUAUGUCCUUUUGAUUGGUUGAAUGGUUUGAGGGGAUUCUUAAACAGAGUGAUGAUGUCUUGUGUUUAUCUGUUGGGUUUGUGUUUCUUGGAGCGAUAACCUCCCCAUUUGCUCGUAUCACCUUUUGAACUCUCCUCCUCACUGCCCUGCCCUACGAGUUCUGGCAUCUAGCUGUAUUUAAAAAAAAUAAAAAUAAAAAAUUAAGAAAACUGAAAAGGAAAGCAGAUUAUGCAAUUUCUAUACUUGGAAAUUUGUAUAUAUGUACAGUUAAUGUGUUUGAUUUUAUAUUGUCAAAGCGAGACAAGAGAAAACAAUUGUUAAUUUUUUUUUUUUUUGGAAUUGUAAUUACUUUUCUCAUUCUACCCCUUUGAUUUCAAUACUUAUGUUUAAAAAAGAUUAAAUUGUGGACUGUAGCGUUCUUUUUAUAUGGGAGUCAUUUUUUUAUUUAAUAUUAAACUAUUUACACAAAAUG